Molecule: messenger RNA, 2139 nt
Organism: Cyclospora cayetanensis
Lineage: Eukaryota; Apicomplexa; Conoidasida; Eucoccidiorida; Eimeriidae
Exons: 5
Coding region: 1-2139 (712 amino acids)
Source: RefSeq, a predicted model, not a curated record
AUGGAAUCCGAUGGGUGCGGAUGGAAACCAGAAGCGCCAGCGGAAGAGGGGACAAGCAUGCCCGUCAGAAGCGAAGGCGAGCUUCAAGGAUCUGUGGCAGCUUUGCCUUUGGAGCAUGUAGCAGUGGGGAAUGGCGCAAAUUUUCAAAGCGCUUUGAUGCCUUCCAUGGCAGUUUCUGCGGUUCCUGAGGUGGAGGCUGCCUGGGAUCCGCACUCGGCCUGCAGCACAGACUACGCUGAAAGGUUCAAUCAGCUCCCUAGACAACGAGUCACGCCUCGCAAUCCUGAUAGCAUAAGACCUUCUUCAACAGGCGUGAUCGCGGCACAGCACACACUACGCCUGAACGGCUACGCCUCCAACAGUGGCUCUCAAUGCGACUCCCAACCCGCAGACCUCCCAUGCGCCGGCUAUUCAAAUACCUCCGGCCCUUUACAACCCCACGGGGGGGAGAUGAAGUCUACCCGUGGGAAUCAUGCAACUUGUCAAAGGCUGCAAUUUUCUCCAAUGCCUUCAGACGUUUCGACAUGCUUAGAAGACCUUCCGCUGGAGCAAUUGCUACGCCGUCUCUCUGAACGCGAUGUACAAAUGCUUAUGAGAACCAUCAUCAGCACCUCUGCUGCGAGCAGCCCUCCAGCAAGCGCAUGCGUUCUCCCGGCAACCAAGAAACGCAACAGUGGAGAUCGGGGCACAACGCAUCAAUCUUCGCUUGCUGCUCCGCUUUUGACGGAUGCCAAAACUGCUUCUCUUCCAGAGGAUACCACAGAAUCAAGGCCAGGAGACGCGAGCAGUGCAAUCAUUCCGCAGAUCCCACAGUAUGUGCCCAACGAUUGCCACAUCAGCCGCUCUCUGCCCGACUCUAGCCAGGCAUCUGAUGCCUUGAAGGGGGAAAUUCACCAGUCCGAAAAGCUCCUUGUCUCGGCGAAACCGGCACUGGAGCCUCUGUCAACUAGCGCCGCCAGGAAGAUAGCUGGCUGCCUCGAAGCGCACAUCCAACCCGGCCCCAAGAGCAAAGCAGCAGGUGUCAAGACUGAAACUGUCAAGGCAAGGCCUUUCCAAAGAACUUGUGGCGUCCAAACCACCUUGAAACUCUCAAUUGCUGACUUGGCAGUUGAAAAGGCCCUCACGCUUUACGCUUUGCACAACAAAAAUAAGAAGGGGAAUCACCCGCAGCAGAAAUCCAAAGCGGACGCCCAAGCAGUAACCAGGGAGUCGGUUAGAGCACACCCGGAGAAUGCCCACACAGAGAAGGCCUUACAGCAAAGCAUUGACUUCCCUUUGCUGCUUGUGGGCGCCUCUCUGCUUAUCAAAGAGAAUCGUAUAGAUUUGUGGGAUAGCUGCACGGUUGGCGCAUUCCACGCCUUGACAAAACAGCACGACGUCACGUUGGCCUCCACUGCUCGCACGAAAAAACUCCGGCUGUGCGAGCAUCAGCUGCUUAUCAACUGUUCAUGGUUGUCCCUUGAUGACAGGGUUAUUCGCCUAGCUGGUAUUCCACAUCAUGCUUCAAUCAGCGAAAAUGUCUUCUUUUUCCCCGGGCUGAUUGGAUCUUUGCUGUUGCUGUGGUGCAUACGCCCUGCUGCACCCACGCCUUCACAGCCUAGCUUCACUUCUUUGACGAGUUCCUCAAACUCUGAUUCGAGCAAAAGCCGCGACUAUGGCAUCCAUGCGAGACAUGGAGCCUCUAGCAUUGUGGACUACAACUUCACACCUCCAGGUUUGGCUAUUGGACUGACGCCUGGUACGCCAAGAAGCGAGUCAUUCACUGUUCCCCAGGGGAGCCCUCAGCCAUUGCUGGAGGUCUCUGAAGCUUCCCACACGGUCACGAAGCUUGAGAAUCCUGAAUCGUUCGAGCUGAUAAACAAUUUCGGCACCACCGCGCUAGACAGUUUCGCGGUAGAGGAAAGUGAUGAACCCUCCACCGUACCAGAAAUAAGCCUGGAGGAUAGAACUAGACGCGACUGCGGCUUACCUUGCGAUGCAGUGGCCAUAAUAAAUGCUCCGAACAACCAAUCCAAAAUUAUGCUGGUAUCACUGGCGUUUCUUGGUGUCUUAGCGCUGAAACGGCCAUCAGCUUCGCCUUCGAAUUCUGCCAGACCUACCGACUUCGGAAUGCAAAGAGGUGGGCAUCGUCACCACUGA